AGCGCGCGCGCGCGCCGCCGCCGCUCGUGCCGCGUCAGGUUCUAUCUCCAACUUUCACUGAGUACCUGAACCUGUUGUGUAGGUCUGCUAAAAUUAGUAUUGUUAUUCUUUGAUACUUUGUUACUGUCGCUAUCCGGUUCUGCCGUCAUGCAUGGACUUGUAACUAGGCGUUUCUCAAACUUUGUUCGUGUUUUUGCCAAAAAUCAAAGCGCCAUCUGGAAGAUUUUUGUAAUUAAUUCAACAUGUUUAAAUACAAAGGUGUCGCAGCGACGGACGUUUUCACACAAGGAUCGCUCUUAUCCAAAAACAAACCUAUGCCCCAGAUCUGGAGUGGAAGACAUGCUUUUCUACACCAUCACUGAUGGAAAAGAACAAGUGCCAAUCUCAUACUUUACUGCUGCCCUUAAAAAAACAGGCCUGCAGCCAUCUGACCCCCGUCUGAAGGAGAGCACGGAGAAGCUGCGACAGGCUGUGAAGGAGUCUGUUGCUGAAGUCAUGAUGGACAGAGACCUUUUUCACAGGUGCUUUGGUGGUAAUGUUGUUCUACUGAUCCAGGCCUUCAGAAAGAAAUUUAUCAUCCCUGAGUUUGAUUCUUUUGCCCAAAAAAUAGACGAAAUCUACAAAACUGUGCAAAAACAAAGAGAUGGAAAGGUUGCAGACUACAUACCUCAGCUGGCCAAAUUUAGCCCAGAACUGUGGGGCGUGUCUUUAUGUACAGUGGAUGGCCAAAGGCACUCUGUUGGUGACACAAAGCAGCCAUUCUGCCUGCAAUCAUGCGUGAAGCCACUGCAGUAUGCCAUCUCUGUCCACGAGAGUGGAACCGAAGACGUUCACAGUUUUGUCGGCAUGGAGCCCAGUGGACUCAAGUUCAACAUGCUCUCACUUGAUGAAGAAGAUAAGCCACACAACCCCAUGGUGAACGCUGGCGCCAUACUGAUCAGCUCUCUUAUCAAGCCUCAUUCCAAUAAAGCAGAGAAGUUUGACAAUUUUAUGGAAUUUUUAAAAAAGAUGGCUGGCCAGGAAUACGUAGGUUUCAGCAAUGCCACGUUUCAGUCAGAAAAAGAAACUGGGGACAGAAAUUUUGCCAUAGGAUACUACAUGAAAGAGAAGAAGUGUUUUCCAUCAGGAGCUGAAAUGAUUGAUGCCCUGGACUUCUACUUCCAGCUUUGCUCCAUUGAGGUGACCUGUGAGUCAGGAAGUAUCAUGGCCGCCACGCUAGCCAAUGGAGGAAUCUGUCCAAUCACAGGCGAGCGAGUCCUGAGUGCUGAGGCUGUGAGAAACACCUUGAGCCUAAUGCAUUCAUGCGGCAUGUAUGACUUCUCUGGUCAGAUGGCUUUCCAUGUGGGGCUGCCUGCAAAAUCUGGGGUUUCUGGUGCAAUCCUACUGGUGAUUCCCAACGUCAUGGGAGUGAUGUGUUGGUCUCCCCCUUUGGACCGGGUUGGGAAUAGUGUCCGGGGAAUACACUUCUGUCAGGAGCUCGUCUCACAGUUUAAUUUCCACAACUACGACAACCUGAGGCACUUUGUGAAGAAGCAGGACCCUCGCAGACAGGACAGAGAUGACAGGAAUCAAUCUGUUUUUAACUUGAUGUUCGCUGCCUACAGUGGAGACGUCUCUGCUCUGAGAAGGUCUGCUCUUUCCUCUGUGGACAUGGAUCUGAAAGACUACGACUCGAGAACGGCACUACACAUUGCUGCAGCUGAGGGUCACACUGAUGUAGUAAAGUUCCUCACUGAAACCUGCAAAGCGAAUCCAUUCGUACAAGACAGGUGGGGAAACCUUCCGGUUGAUGAUGCCAUUCAGUUUGGACACGAGGACGUGGUCAAGGUGCUUUGGGAUUAUCAGCAAGACUGGAAACAGCGGAAAAAGCAGCCCGGUGAAACUGAGCACGCCCAGAAGCUGGAUACAUUCGAGGGCAUGGUGUGAUUCUUUAAACCGAGGCUUCAAACUGCAACAUGCCAGGACUUGUAUGCAUACAUAAAAUAUAGCAAUGCAUGCAAAGCAAUCUUCUGUUCAAAUUGCAUUUAAAACCACAAAGUUAUUCUGUUGCACUAUAUGAGAAAAGCAUGUUGGAAAAAGCAUCUGGCUGCAUAAAUACACCAGGAACAUUGUUAGAAUGUUCACUAUUAAUGAGUUAGAUUUGUAUAUUUAAUAGGUGUUUUAUCUGUUAACUUGGCAGAUGGAUUUAUGGAUGAUGAACUUGAUGCACGUAUACCAUGUCGACAGACUUUAACCUUUAGUCUGGCUCCGAUGGUUCUACCCAACGUUAGCUUGGGCCCUCCCCACCCUUUCUUUUGGAGAGGAAACUUCUUCCUGCUGUGGCCAUCAAGUUUUGUGUCAGCUUCAGUGCAAAAAUCCCACCACUGCUGCCAUUUUCUUCAACGAUCUUUAAAUAAGGACAACAUGUAGUCUCAACUUGAAGUUUUUUUAUUUUAUAAAAUUUUAUAUAAAUAAAUGUUUCUCAGGACUGUGACAUGAGUAUUUAGGUUUACCUUCAAAGCAUGAGAGCGUGUAUUUAUACAACGUUCAGAGUUUAUCAGAUCACACAGGAGCAGCGUCAGUAGAAAGUGCAGCUUGACCUGGCAUCAGAUAUGUGCUCUGUUACAAUCCUACUGUAGCUAGUAAAGAUACAUCUCUACAUCUUCUUUUUCCAUCACAUUUUACUUUUUUCAAUAAAAAAUCUAGAUUACAAAAAUUAUUUCAUUUAUUCUAAGAAAAAGAGAAGAAAUGUUCAUGAUUCCAGAAAUAUGUGUCACAGUUUUCCUUUGUAAAAGUUUAGUUCGGUGUCCGGAGUUGUUAAGAAAUAUUUCACUAUAUAUCAGACAGCAGUAGCUCAGGAGGUAGAGUAGGUUGUCCAGUAAUCGGAAGGUUGCAGGUUUCAUACCGGCUUCCGCCAGUGAAUGCUGCUGUUGUGUCCUUGAGCAAGACCCUAAACCCACCUUGUGUGUGUGAAUGGGUGAAUGAUUGACUGCGUUGUGAAGCGCCUUGGGGGGAUGCAGAGCCCUAAGAGGGCGCUAUACAAAUACAGGCCAUUUACCAUAUAUUUUAUGUUACACAUAAACAUUUUCAUGUUGGUUUUAUUUAUUAGCUUUUCUGCCACCUUUAAUUAGAUUUUGGUUGAUUUCAUCAGCAACAUAAUUGAAACACAGAAUGAAAUAACGAAGCUGUGGGGGAGGUGCUCAUUACUGAACAGCUUUAGAUGCUAUCAGGCAAGAGCCUUUUUGAAUAAUAUGUCUUUGAAAAUAUGAAUGUGUGGCUGGAGAGGCCAUUACAGCUCUAACUCUCCUUUCUGGCAUUGCUUUGGUUGAAUGUGAGGUUAAUUACCGUUGGCAUGUUCUCUCUCUGCUGACCUGGCCCAUGCAGCUAAUGAUGGCUGAGACUUGGAUAAAUACCAGGCACCAGCUGUCUGGUGGGUUUCAGUUUUUCAUGAUUCCAUCAGGUGGCGCUGUGGACCCAUCAAACAAACAUCUCUGUGGAGCAUUUGGGAGCUUAUUAAAAGACUGACCUAAUGCUGAGAAGACCCGCAAGGACCUGAUAAACUUGUACGUUUCCUAAACCUUUAGGUUAAUGAGUGACAGACUGGUGCUCGCUUCAUUUUCUAUAAGUUAUCAUAGCAAACUGACUGAUUCUUUGGCAGUCACUGUGUGUUUACAGAAGUCACCAGGUUACCCAUGAAAUCUGCUUUAUGAAGAGGAGUUACUUUUUUCCUGCAGUAAUUAUAGUUUUGCAACAAGGCCACAUCCUGAGCUAAAUAGAUUGGUUGUCAUUAAUCUGAUUUAUGUUUGUGGGUGAUUUGAGCUGAGGCCAGAACACGAAGCCACGAUGAAUGAUGAAGUGGCUUCUGGGUAAAUGACAGGAUGGUGUCUUUUUCUCAAAUUAAUGAAGCUAUUUAUGUUCUUACCAACAGUUUUUGGAUAAGAAAAAACAGCAAAGAAAUGUUAGAAAUCUUAUCUAAAACAGGAUUGCUUGAGAUUGUCGAACACUCAUGUUGAAAUUCACUAUUGUGGUAGUUAGUUAAUUUCAUGUCACUUUGGACCAAAAUAACAGAUUUUUUUAUUACUCCAUUGUUUUGAUGGCAUUUAUACAUCCACCCAUUUUCAGCCGCAUAUCCGGAGUUGGGUCGUGGGGGCAGCAGCCUAAGCAGAGAGGUCCAGACUUCCCUCUCCCCAGCAACUUGGGCCAGCUCUUCCAGGGCAAUCCCAAGGUGUUCCCUGGCCAGUUGAGAGUCCUAGUCCCUCCAUCGUGUCCUGGGUCUUCCUUUCAGUCUCCUCCCGGCUUGGAAAACCUCACCAGAUCCUCGAGCCAACUCAACUAGCUCCUCUCCACGUGGAGGAACAGCAGAUCUACUCUGAGCCCCUCCCGAAUUGUUUAUGUUUAUUUAUUUAGCAGACGCUUUUAUCCAAAGUGACUUAUAAUUUAUAACCUAUAGGGCAUGUUGUGAAUUGUUAUAAUUAAUGCACUAACACGCUCAGCCAUGUGACAAAAUAAUGCACGUAAAAAUCCUAUCCUAUGUGUAUAAAUGUAAAUAAUAAUGUUCUUUCCUGAGGGUUCAAACAAUUCAAAUGUGUGUUUUGUAAAUAAGAUGCUGCUGUUUCCAAAGAAUAAAAUGAAAUUCUGAUGACAUAA
Molecule: messenger RNA, 4626 nt
Organism: Nothobranchius furzeri (turquoise killifish)
Lineage: Eukaryota; Metazoa; Chordata; Actinopteri; Cyprinodontiformes; Nothobranchiidae
Gene: gls2b
Product: glutaminase 2b (liver, mitochondrial)
Biological process (GO): L-glutamine catabolic process
Molecular function (GO): glutaminase activity; protein binding
Source: RefSeq, a predicted model, not a curated record